AUGGCCUUGUGCUGUGUCCUAGCUAUCUUCUUCCUCCUCUAUUUCAACCGAGUCUUUGCGUCGAUCAUAACCUAUGCUCUCCGAGCUUAUACAUGGCACCACUACCGAGUCUACAUAGAUGUGAAUGCCAUACAGAUAUCACUCCUCGGUGGCAGAGUCUUCUUUACAGGGUUGCGAUAUCACGGCGAGAACGAAACGUUUAUGGUCCAGCAUGGCUACAUAACAUGGCGAUAUUGGCUUCGGCGAGUUCGGGAUGCAGACAUCAUCGAUGAUCGACGAUCUAAAAAACCCUCCACAGACGCUACGCCGACUAGCAACAUAAAGAACUCGGAUCUUCCAUGCCGCAUUCAGGUGGAUCUCAUUGGUUUGGAAUGGUUCGUGUACAACCGUAGCCCAGCAUAUGAUGGUAUAUUGGCGGGACUUACUGAGACUGUUGAGCCGGAGUUGCGCUCGAGUGGAGUAUCAGAAAAGGAAGAGGCAAAUGUACGGUCCCGAGGGCACAAAAAAGAGAAGGAUUCCUCGACCGGCGACGAGAAAGGGGCAGAGGCGAAGCAGGAGUUCAGUGAGCGAGCAAAACACAUGUUCCGGCGCACGACAACAGGCUUUGGAAGCGGUGGAGAUGAUGAGAAUACCAAAACCGAUAAACCCGAGCUACCCUUCAUGCUUCGACUACUUCCUGUACACAUCCGAUGCCAAAAAGCUGCCGCGGUUAUAGGCAAUGAGAACACGAAGGCUAUCCUGGUUGCUAAAGCCGACUCCCUAGACGUGGAAGUGGACGCUUCGGAAACUAGCACACCCGAUCCAUAUCGACAAACUUUCAAGGUUCAGUUCCAACACCCGGUUAUUGAGAUGAAGGAGAACGAGGAUUUCAAGGAGGAUCAGGUUACUCGGGCGACAAGGGAUCGCGACAACACUCAGAGUCAGGAGGUAGCAUCUAAGCGAUCGCUAUUUCGUCACCAUCGUCGGAAAGCUGUUAAUUCGUUGCGGAACUUGGUUCCUUACUGGCGACGUUCCGUUGAAUCCUUCUCGACGGAUUCACGGACUGCCAUGAAUACCGCCACGUCGCAAGUUCCUGGGGCGAAUCAAUGGCAGGGUUUGACUCGAUAUUUGGAUGAUCGUGAUAGAGACGAUAGAGCUCGUUGGGCAUCUGUCGAAUACGCUGCCGUGCCAACCAUUCUUGACAGCCCCGAAGCUGUACUCACAGUAUUCUGGGAUGCGGUAGGAAAGGUUCCAGAUCAAAGUCGUUAUGGGGGCACAAAGGCAUUUCCAUUCAGUAUUAAUGGAGACGAACCUCCUGCAUGGGGUAUGUCAUUUUCCAUUAAAGGAGGCACGAUGAAUUAUGGCCCUUGGGCAGAUCGCCAAAGGGCGGAUCUGCAGCGAUUCUUCUUCCCUUCGCUCUGCAAGGAUGCUACACCAGCCAAGCCAUUAAAGCCAGGAGACUGGAGAGUUGCCACGACGUUCCAGCUUUAUAUCGAGAUGGACGAUGCAGUCACGUUGAGAGUGCCCGUCAGGGAAGAGUCCAAGAACUGGCGUUGGCGUGGCAAAGAGCCUCCGAUGCGGCACGCGAAACCUCCCACCAAACGAAAGCAAAGAAACAGAGCCAAGAAAAACAAUAAAGGAGACGCUACCCAAGAACGGCCAGGGGGGUGGCUGGAAGUGAAGCUUCCGGCUAACUCUUCAGUCAAGUUCAACAUGGACAUGUUGGCUAGCUCUACGGGCUAUACAUCCAAACUUGAUGUUGAUUUGCCAGGUUCUGAGCUUUGGAGUAGCGUGAACCACGAUCUCUUGUGGCGAUCUGGUGCUCAGAGGAUAUCGUGUGACAUGUCGAACCCACUAUCAUGGAACUCGCUCAGGAACUGGUACUUCAACAUUACCAGCUCGAAGAUGGAGCUUUUCAUGCUGAGAGAUCACAUCUUCCUCAUCACAGAUUUGGUUGACGACUGGACUACUGGACCACCUGCCGACUAUCUGGUUUUUGUGCCCUUCAAGUAUCAUCUCAACCUUAACCUGAAAUCUUUACAGGUUUAUCUUAACGUUAACGAAGCCAACAUUAUUGAUAAAGCGACGGUCAUCGAAGACAACACUUAUCUCAUUCUUUCCAGCUCUUGCUUAACCGCCGAGUCAUGCAUCCCUGCCGACACCUUUCGACCGAGCAAGAAUGCCAUCCCUUUUGAUGUUCGUGCUGACCAGUUGGAUAUGGCGCUUCAAGUCCCUCUGUGGAAUACACAGGCUGCAUUCCUCUCUUCCAAGCAAUUGGGCCACAUCGAAGGUCUUGUGAUAGAUGGAAGCUACAAUUACAAUGCCACAACAUCGACAGCGAAUACGGAUACUCUGAUCCUCAAUGUUCGUGGUCAAUCGCCUUACAUAUAUCUAUACGGGUUCCUCGUCCGAUAUGUUAUUCUACUCAAAGACAACUACUUCGGAGAGUUCGUACAUUUCAGGACGCUGGAUGAAUACCAAAAUCAGCUGCAGUUGAAGAAGAAGAAUCCAGAUGCGGAUGUGGUGACACAGCCUCCUCCUAAGAAAUCUAACGAUAUGGAUGUUAUUCUUGGGGUGCGGAUUGAAGAUCUUAAAAUGAUGCUCCCAACGAAUCUUUACUCGGCCGAGCGCUAUGUUGAGGGCGAGCUGGCCAGUAUCUCUGUUGACUUACGAUUUACCAACUAUUUCAUGGAAGUUGAGGUGGAGGUCAGCCCCGUGAGUUUGUCACUAGGAUGCAGUGAGGGUGCUAUGGAUUCACCUGGCAUGUCUUCGUCGAACACCCAGCUCUUCAUUGACGGUCUACGGAUAUUCGGCCACAAACUCUUUGGACUUCCACCCUCUGAGCCGGCCUAUGUCUGUAACUGGGAUGUCGCUGUAGGUAGUAUCGCGGGAGAGUGCACAUCCGAAUUUCUCGUCGCGGUUGCAAAGGGUGGCAAAGCCCUGGCCUUUUGUUUUGAUGACGUUGAGAAUGCACUUGUGCCAUACUCAUCGCUCGUCUUCUACGACGUCACAUUUGCUCGAGUUGCUGUGGAAUCCAUUCAAGUUUGGCUACAUGUCGACGAAGCUGCUUUCCUUGUGUCAACGGAUGCUAUCGAUGUAUCCUUCAAUGAUUGGGCGAGAUCUCAUUAUUCAAAACGUGCGGACAUUGUUGUACCGAACAUCCAAGUUUCAUGCGUCAAUGCAGAGUCAGCAGGAAGACAAAAGUCCAGAUAUCAACACCCUAUGGAAACAGAUGCCCAUUUUCAAACAACCAUUCGCCUCGCUGUUAUUGGACGCAAGUUCAAAUUCAGUGAAGAGAGAAGGAUCCAGCAGGAACUGGUUCAGAGGGAAGAUCAGCGUACACACCGAGCCAACUUCCUCAUCUUGCCGCAAUAUGUGGAUGAGCUUGUGCCUGAGCUGGUGGACCCUCCAGCUCAAUGCGCACCUCAGCCGCCUCAACCAGCCCUAGGAUUGACCGACGAGAUGGACAAUGUUUCGCGCAGGACGAUAGCCUCACGUCAGUCGCGUGGCUUGAGUCGCAAAUCCUCAUUCCUUUCCCUUGCCGAAUCUAGCAGUGGCAGCGUUGUGCUUGGACAGAGUCAACACAGGGCUCGAUCUAGAUCCAAACAGCAGGACUUCCUAGGAGUUAGGUCCUCUCUAGCAGAUAAGCGUCAAUCUUUACGAUCAAAAGGUUCAUUUGGAUCUCAUCGCUCAUUCAACGACUAUGCUACUAAGGACGGCGUUGCUCAUUCUUCGGUGGCAUUUUCCAGUCAAUAUGUUUCGCCUCAGUUUCCACUUCAUGGGUUGCGGCCAAAUACUCAUGAAGUACCUUUCCCGAGUAUUGAAGAAGGUGAGGAAGAUGACGGAUUCGACACGAUUAGCAUAGGACUGGAUGAUAUCGACCCUAAUGGUUUGGGCGAGGAUUAUCCUUAUAUGAGCGCUAUAGUCGAGUUUCCAUCUGGCAUGUCUGCUUUCGUUAACCCGUCGGCAUUGCGUUACGCUGCCUCUUUACUUGACGCUUUGCAACCGAACGAACCAGAAGACUUGUUAGACGUCUUUCAGGUUGAUGCCAUGACCCAAAUCUUCGAUCUUCAAAAAGAACGAGAAACAAAAGGUCAAAUCAAAGACUUUAUGGUUCGGAUACCAAAUGCUUCAUUUCGACUUCUCAACUCAACUGGCGAAGAUCCUUCUGGGUAUGCUCAGGAGGAGCAGGAUCAAUACGAUCUCACUAUUUCGAAGGUGUCCCUGAUGACGCGGACUACCACCAACUGGGAUGACCCCUUUCGAGAGGAGACACGGCAUUCACGCACAUCGCUUCAGCUGCGCCUAGGCUCAGCAGAAGUUUCUGCAUCCGAACGCAAACCGUCUUUCCAAGAACCCCAGCCUGCUGUGAUGGCACAGAUCGAGGAUGUGACUGUAUCCAUAGGCGAGAAAGAUGUUAGGUUCAUCGAUGCAGAUAUUGGGUCUGUUGUUGGAAGUACUGCUUCAGGCAAGAUAGAGUAUCUUGCUUCUCUCAUCCAUCGCACUGGCCUCGUUGCGUCCGAGCUUGGACAUGUUUUCUCGGAAACGCUAGCGAAGCAUGACAAUCGUCACAAGUAUUUUACAUACCUCCUUCUUGAACAGGGCGAGCCAAUCAACGACCCAUCCUUUCUGGUCCGGCCUUCUGCUGUGCUUCGAUCCGCAGACGACCAUCUCCGAACAUCUGAUUCUUGGAAAUUGGCCAUGCGACUUCGUCAGAUUUGGACCGCCAUGGAGCCACAAUCGAAGUCUCAAAUCAUUCAGCGGUGCUUCAAUGCUACUCCUGACAUCCCAGCGGAUGCUACAAACUAUGUAGUGGCCGCAUUAGAGAAGUGGCGCGGCUGGGACAUGGAGGAUUUGACAAGUGCAUUCCUCUUGACCAACGUCUUUGGGCAACUCCAGAACACAAACGUAGCCUCUGAUCAGCUCCCUCUUCUUGGUGCUUGCAGACUUGCGGAGCUACAGCUUGUUCUUGACCCCGGACCAAAACAGAACAAAAUCGGCUUUAUCGAUCUUGCUGCGAGAAUUGACCAGCAAAUGCAUGAGGUCGAAUCCGUAGGCGAGGCACCUGGUGCCCCUUUUACAACUUUGAACAUUUCAUGUGCAGAGGCUGGAGUCAACCUAAACUGGGAAUUAUGUGAGCUCGCUGAAGAAGUUUUACAACUUUACAGUAAAAACCAGAGCCAAACCCAACCGUCGGCAGUUAUCCCAAAACCCCAACGCCCGGCAAAUUCCAAUCCCUCUUCUUGGCCUCCUAUUCAUAUGGUAAUGGAGUUGACGAAAGGAGCAAUUGAACUCGAGACUAUCAAUCUCAAGGCAAGGACGUUAAGUCACGGAUUAAAACUGUCUUUACUUCACCAGUCUAGCCUAGAUGCCUCGAGUGCUAUGAGCCUCAUGCUUAAUUGCAACGCUAUCACUUCGGCGAUUCACAGCAACUCCCAUUCCCUUAGCAUGAUGCAGUUGAAAUACCCAAGCAUAUUCAUAUCUCAUGAGCUACAAAAGACCGAAACCACAUCAAACCACGUAAUCAAAGCCAGCGCGGGCAGUCGAAACCUGACUUUUGCGGUAAAGGAAGAUCUUAUUGGGCUUAUGGAAGUAUUCGAUCGCCUCCUCAGCGAUGAGAUCCAGACGGUCUACGGCUUGAAAACUCAGCUUGCCAGUUUGUCGAAGCCCAAGCCUGACGACCAACAAAGGAAGAUUUCGGAUCGCCUCUCAAGCGUGAAAUUCAAUCUUGCCAUGUUCUUGGAUGAAUACAGCAUCACUAUACCUUGCCUCCAGUCUCUUACAUAUAAAAUCACCGGAACUGUGGCUCGAGCAGCGGCUGCUGCUAAUUUCGGAAAAGAAAUCAUCUUCGACUUCGAUGUCAAGGAGAACUAUCACGAAAUGCAGAUCAACGUGAGGAACAAGCCUCGAAGCAUUUCUCUCUUCCAAAUCCCCCCAACCAAUGGUCGCAUUACAAGUCACAUGGGUCAGACAGAGCAUCAAAUCAACGUUCUCUCUUCUUUGGAAAUUGUUCAGUUAGACGCAUCUGCUGUCUACAGUCUCCUCGCCGCGCUUAAUAGGCCCCAGAUAUCAAGUGCUGUCCAAGAGUUGCAGCAGCAAACCAAGAUGAUUGAGGAUAGAAUUACCGAGAUCUUUGGCUCAGAGGACAAUGGAACUCCCAAAGCAGCGUCUGGCCCUCCCCGGCCAGAUCACGCGAGCUUAAGAAUCGUGUACAACGUUCAUCUGACGUUAGCUGGCCUCCAAGUUUUUGCUAAGACGUCCCUCAAGUCGGAGGCCGAGCCAAUGGCCCAAGUGCUGUUCUCUUUAGACAGAGCCCAUUUACACGUGUCCAACCGACACGAAGCACAUGGCCCUGUUCUCAAAUAUCCGGAGAUUCAUCUCAACUUGAGUCAUAUUGGUCUUGACAUUCGUAGAGGUCGCGAGGGCUCUAUGCGAUCUUGUGGAAAUUUGGGUGUUGGUGUGGAGGUGUCCGCUAGCUCGAGUCUGGCUGAGGAUGGAAAAGAAGACUGGGCAUUUAACUUCACGAGUGAUGACUUUGAGUGUAACCUGGCCCCCGAAACCAUCUCGACCGUUGUUGACGUUCUUGGUUACAUGGGAGAGAAGAUCAAAGAUCUCGAUACUUCUCACGAAUUGGAUUACCUGAGAAAACUAAGACAAUCAAAACCCAAGAUCACCAUCAAUGGCGACGAAGAUCCGGAAGAAGUCGACAUCAUCGACUCGGUUCUUGCGUCUGUGCAAUAUCAAUUUGAGCUCAGGAACAUUCGUGUCCGGUGGAGUGUUGCAGACAGCGUUACCGAGGAGUCAAGUUCGAAGGAGGAUCUUGUCUUGUCUGUCAAACUUUUCGAGUUUGGUACAAGAACCAGACGAUCUGCCCGCCUGUCGAUUGAGAAUUUCCAGAUUCAGAUGGUACCACUUGGUGGGGACAUAAAUGUUCGUUCACUUCACUCGGCACUAUUGCCCGUGAUCACAUUUAAUAUUGCAUACAUGUCGACUGCGUCUGCGCGAAGGAUGGCGUUCCAAGCUGUUGGCGAAUCUUUAGACCUCCGAUUGACGUCUGCAUUCAUCGUGCCGGCUGCUCAUUUGGCUGAAUCGAUCACGCUGUCGCUGAACAACAUUGCGCAAGCAUCAACGCAAUGGAACACUGCGGUCACACCUGAGAAGAAGUCAAACGAAGAACCAAAGUCACAGCCUCAGCGAAGCAUCUUUGGAAACAAAAGAUUGGAAAGUCUCCUCAUCGAUGCAGACUUUGCAGGUGCAGUUGUCUACAUCGCUAGCAAGAGAUCAUUGGACACUUCAGCAAAAACCUUUGGACGCCAUUCACUCGCUGGCAAAUAUGGCCAAUUCAACAGUGAUGAUUCGGGAAGUGGAACUGUUCUACGCAGUCCUGGCCUGGCUUGGAAGAUUGAAUAUCGCGACGAUGCUCAAGACGACCCAUCUCUUUAUGGAGAGAUCAAGGUUGAUGCCUCCAGCAACAUUCUGUACCCUUCGGUUGUACCACUGGUUAUGGACAUGUUAUCAAGUGUGAAGCAGGUUGUCAAGGAUGAUGAGGAAAGCGAGCUGUCGAAUGAGAAGGAAAAAUCCAAGCCUCCCCCCAACAAGUCUGUAGAAGGUGAUAAUAUCAUCACUGCGGACCCGAGUGCUUUGUUGGGUCGCCUCAAACUCAACCUUGGCCUGAGGAUUUGCAGACAAGAGUUUUCUUUGAGCUGCCAACCCAUUGCCCGUGUGGCCGCCACAGCAUGCUUUGACAACAUCUACUUUACUGUCAAUACGGUCAGAUCCCUUGAGCAAGGAAACUUCUUCGCGAUUUCAGGAGAUUUUACCAAGCUGCAUGCUUCGGUCCAGCACGUGUAUUCACGCGAGUCAACUGCAAGCUUCGAGCUUGAUUCCAUCACUUUGUCGUUCAUGAACAGCAAGCAUGUGAGCGGCACCAGCGGAGUGUCCGCCAUCAUCAAUGUGAGCCCUAUGGCAGUGUCUAUCAACGCCAAGCAAGCACAAGAUUUCUUGCUGUUCCGUGAGAUCUGGUACCCAAGCGAGCUGCGUUUCGCCACUGCGGUUCCAGUUGCGAAGAUGCCGACUGAAACUUCUCAGAGUGGGCAUCUCGUGCAACGAUAUCAACAAGUCGCAGCAACUGCAGCGUUCCCAUGGACAGCGACCAUCUCAAUUGCCGCUUUGGAUGUUACCAUCGAUCUCGGACAAGCCAUCGGCAAAUCUGCCUUUGCUAUCAAGAAGUUUUGGGUAUCGUCUAAAAAGACUUCGGAUUGGGAGCAAAACCUGUGUCUUGGUUUUGACAAGAUUGGAGUUGACUGUACAGGGCGACUGAGCGGGUUCGUCGCUCUGCAGGAUUUCCGUCUUCGCACCUCUAUCCAGUGGCCGAAGCGAGAGGAGGCUCUCAACGAAACACCCAUGAUUCAAGCGUCGAUAAGUUUUAACGCAUUCCGGGUCAAGGCCGCUUUUGACUACCAGGCCUUCCUGGUUGCCGACAUUACAUCACUCGAAUUUCUCAUGUACAACGUACGUGAAUCUCGUGAUGGUAGUGGAGAUAGAUUGGUCGCCAUAUUUGAUGGCGACUCGGUCCAAAUCUUUGGAACGACAACCUCAGCAGCUCAAGGUAUAGCAUUAUGGCAAGCUUUCCAAAAACUGAUACAAGAAAGGCGAGAGAGCUUCCAAAGUUCAUUGAAGGAGAUUGAGAAGUUCAUGAAGCGGAGGUCAAUGUCAACGUCUCGAAGCAUAGCGCCUCAAACCGACCCGACACCAAAGUUAAAGGAAGAGGACACACUUUCAAAGUCACCAAUUUCACUUGACACAGACGUCGUGGUGACACUCAAGGCACUGAAUUUGGGCGUUUUCCCCAGUACGUUUUCGGACCACCAAGUGUUCAAGGUGGAGGCUCUCAACGCAUAUGCCCGUUUUGCUGCUAGCAUGGAGCAGAGACGCAUCCAUAGUAUACUGAGGAUGACCCUGGGUCAGCUUCGAAUCGGUCUUGCAGGAGUUCGCAACGUAGAAGCGCCCAAGACUUUGAGUGAGAUUUCUGUCGACGAUGUGGUUCAACGCGCAACAGGGUCGAGAGGAGGUACCAUCCUCAAUGUUCCCCAGGUCUCCGCAGUGAUGGAGACAUGGCAGAAGCCGCGAGCAAACGAGAUCAGCUACAUUUUCAAGAGUGCAUUCGAAGGGAAGGUGGAAGUAGGAUGGAAUUUCUCGCGUGUGAGCUACAUUCGUGGCAUGUUUGCCAAUCAUGCGAAGGCACUUGAGCAGGUCUGGGGCAAGGAACUACCGCUUACUGCAGUCAAGAUCAGAGGAGUACCGGGAGCAGGAGAGACCGACGGCGAACAGCAAAAGAUCACGGCUGAAAUCGACGUUCCCGUGUCAAAGUAUGACUAUGUGGCCUUGGAGCCGCCCAUCAUCGAGACACCACAGCUCCGCGAUAUGGGUGAAGCCACGCCGCCACUGGAAUGGAUUGGUCUUCACCGUGAUCGACUGCCGAACUUGACGCAUCAGAUUGUCAUUGUAGCACUGCUGGAGUUGGCCGGCGAGGUGGAAGAUGCAUAUGCCCGCAUCUUGGGUUCGUCGUGA
Fusarium sp. VM40 is the source of this 9549-nucleotide messenger RNA. The record is from the annotation of a GenBank genome assembly. NCBI's taxonomy places the organism in Eukaryota, Fungi, Ascomycota, Sordariomycetes, Hypocreales, Nectriaceae.